Molecule: messenger RNA, 2206 nt
Organism: Lutra lutra (Eurasian river otter)
Lineage: Eukaryota; Metazoa; Chordata; Mammalia; Carnivora; Mustelidae
Gene: ARIH2
Product: ariadne RBR E3 ubiquitin protein ligase 2
Exons: 16
Coding region: 321-1796 (491 amino acids)
Biological process (GO): ubiquitin-dependent protein catabolic process; positive regulation of proteasomal ubiquitin-dependent protein catabolic process; protein polyubiquitination
Cellular component (GO): ubiquitin ligase complex; cytoplasm
Molecular function (GO): ubiquitin protein ligase activity; ubiquitin conjugating enzyme binding; zinc ion binding
Source: RefSeq, a predicted model, not a curated record
CUUCCGGAGCUGCGGAGACGGCUCCGCGGGAGGAAGGAGCGCGGGCCUUGACCGGCGUCGGCCCGUAGUCUCCGCCGCCGCCUCUGCGCCCGUGUCUGAAAGCUCUGGCCCGGCCGGACCCGGUCUAGUCCGCCCGGGCUCGGCGGCCGCGGGCUGCGGCUCCCGAUGGAAAUUAUAUGACAGACUAUUUGGGGUGACAUCUUGAAAGAUCUUCAAGAAUUGCAGAGGACAAAAAACACUAAUGCAUUUGAGAAAGUGGUAAAGUUUGGGGGGAGGGGAAAAAACUGCUUUCCUGAUCUGCAACUUGGCUGGAUGCUAAAAUGUCUGUGGACAUGAAUAGCCAGGGGUCUGACAGCAAUGAAGAGGACUAUGACCCAAAUUGUGAGGAGGAAGAAGAGGAUGAGGACCCUGGGGACAUAGAGGACUAUUAUGUCGGAGUAGCCAGUGAUGUGGAGCAGCAGGGGGCUGAUGCCUUUGAUCCUGAGGAGUACCAGUUCACCUGCUUGACCUACAAGGAGUCCGAGGGUGCCCUCAAUGAACACAUGACCAGCUUAGCCUCUGUCCUAAAGGUAUCUCAUUCAGUUGCUAAACUUAUAUUAGUUAAUUUCCACUGGCAAGUUGCAGAGAUAUUGGACAGAUACAAGUCUAACUCUGCUCAGCUGCUCGUCGAGGCUCGAGUUCAGCCUAGUCCCUCAAAACAUGUUCCCACGGCCCACCCGCCUCACCACUGCGCAGUGUGUAUGCAGUUUGUGCGCAAGGAAAACCUACUUUCUCUGGCCUGUCAGCACCAAUUUUGCCGUAGCUGCUGGGAGCAGCACUGCUCAGUACUCGUCAAGGACGGCGUGGGUGUGGGAGUCUCUUGCAUGGCUCAGGACUGUCCACUCCGUACACCAGAAGACUUUGUGUUUCCAUUGCUGCCCAAUGAAGAAUUGAGAGACAAAUACAGGCGCUACCUCUUUAGGGACUACGUGGAGAGUCAUUACCAGCUCCAGCUGUGCCCUGGUGCAGACUGCCCGAUGGUUAUUCGGGUACAGGAGCCUAGAGCUCGCCGAGUACAGUGCAAUCGGUGCAACGAGGUGUUCUGUUUCAAGUGUCGUCAGAUGUAUCACGCCCCCACAGACUGCGCCACAAUCCGGAAAUGGCUCACGAAGUGUGCAGACGACUCUGAAACAGCCAACUACAUUAGUGCUCACACUAAAGACUGUCCCAAGUGCAACAUCUGCAUUGAGAAGAAUGGAGGCUGCAACCACAUGCAAUGCUCCAAGUGUAAACACGACUUCUGCUGGAUGUGUCUAGGAGAUUGGAAGACCCACGGCAGCGAGUACUAUGAGUGCAGUCGGUACAAGGAGAACCCCGACAUUGUCAACCAGAGCCAGCAGGCACAGGCCAGGGAGGCCCUCAAGAAGUACUUGUUCUACUUUGAAAGGUGGGAAAACCACAACAAGAGCUUGCAGCUGGAGGCACAGACCUAUCAGCGGAUUCAUGAGAAGAUUCAGGAGAGAGUCAUGAAUAAUCUGGGGACGUGGAUCGACUGGCAAUACCUACAGAAUGCAGCCAAGCUCUUGGCCAAGUGCCGGUACACCCUGCAGUACACUUACCCGUAUGCCUACUACAUGGAGUCUGGACCCAGGAAGAAGCUGUUUGAAUACCAGCAAGCUCAGCUGGAGGCUGAGAUCGAGAACCUGUCGUGGAAGGUGGAGCGCGCAGACAGCUAUGACAGAGGGGACUUAGAGAACCAGAUGCACAUAGCAGAGCAGCGAAGGAGAACCCUGCUGAAGGACUUCCAUGACACCUAGACUGGGACCCGACGCGCCGGAGUGAGGACGAUGUGGCUGCGAGGCCUCCCGGUUGCCGAACUGCAUGCCGCAGGCCCUGCCUUUCACCACCUCAGGCAGCAGCCCGGGCCCCACUCCUGACAGACACUGGCCACACACCUUAGUCCAUUUCUGUUUUCUUCUCAUCUUUUCGCUUUUUGUUUCUACCAGGGUAGAGGCCAUGUUGAAUUGGCCUCUUUUCAGGACUUUUAAUUCCCCCUGGAUGGUUGUUGGGAGGGAGGGAAAGUUUUUUCUGAAUGACUAUUAAUAGUACUAGAUCAUUACAACUUAUGUAAUUUUCAAAGGUUGUAUAAUUAUACAAAAAAAAAAAAGACAAACCAUAGAAUUACACAGAACCCUUUUUAAAAAUAAAUUGGCAUUGGAGUGUUUUA